UCUGUAGGCUGCUUCUCGGCCGUUCACUCUGAUUACGGCUCCUCAGGAAAAAGGGCGACCACAGGAGGGGAAACACGGAGCUCUUCGCUACUUUGAGAGGACACUUCUGAGAGAGAGAUGGCUGCAAUCAGAAAGAAGCUGGUGAUAGUUGGGGAUGGUGCGUGUGGGAAAACCUGCCUGCUUAUUGUCUUCAGUAAGGACCAGUUCCCAGAGGUCUACGUCCCCACUGUGUUUGAGAACUACAUCGCUGACAUUGAAGUUGAUACCAAACAGGUGGAGUUGGCAUUGUGGGAUACAGCAGGUCAGGAAGACUAUGACAGAUUGAGGCCUCUCUCUUACCCUGACACAGACGUAAUCCUCAUGUGUUUCUCCAUAGACAGUCCCGACAGUUUAGAGAACAUUCCUGAGAAAUGGACACCUGAAGUGAAGCACUUUUGUCCCAAUGUCCCAAUCAUCCUCGUGGGCAACAAGAAGGACCUUAGGAAUGAUGAACACACACGCAGAGAGCUGGCCAAGAUGAAACAGGAACCAGUAAAGCCUGAAGAAGGCAGAGACAUGGCCAACCGCAUCAGUGCCUUUGGCUACCUGGAGUGUUCAGCCAAGACCAAGGACGGAGUGCGGGAUGUGUUUGAGAUGGCGACCAGAGCGGCACUGCAGGUGCGCAAGCGUAAGAAGAGGGGUGGCUGCCAGAUUCUGUGAACAGCCAGAGUGUGUUGGCCACAGCACCUGAGGGAGGACUACCCCCUCCCCGACACACAGAGCAAACCUAGCGAAACCUUAAAUCAAUGGCUUCCAUGGACUUCACAGACGCAGAUAUGCCACUGGCAAAUAUGAAAGACUGACACACCUGUUUAAAAGCAAAACAAAUCAGCCUUCUUUUUUUUCUUUUUUUUUAAAGCAGCCUCCUCUGCAGCUCACUCUUAGUUAUUGCUUCUUUCCUGUUUUUUUUUUCUCUACCAGAACACAAGCUUGUUUGAAGGACCAACCCGCUUACUUUACUUUUAUAUGUAUGAAUGUAUGUUUGUAUUUAUGUGCAUAUACUUUAUAAAUGUCAUGCAUUGGCCACUGUGUUAUGUUUGUUUACAGAGAUGGGUUUUGUGGACUUUCUCUCACAGCUAUGAGCUGCACACAGCUUUACUUUUGCUGUUUUCCUCUGCUUCUCUUCAACCUGUGUGUAUCACUUAGUCUCCUUUUAUACAUCAGCUUCAGUCCUGAUUCUUAAUCUUUUUUGUCAGACAACAAUUUAUUUUAGACCCCAAAAGUUCUAUUUCACCAAGUGCUGUGUCAGCAGAGUGCUGUUUUCCACAGCUUUCUCUUCUGACACAAAGGACUAAAUUUAGAGCCUGUUCACACUUCAUUAAUCCACUGAAACCUACAUAAAGUAAUGCAGGAGUGACUGUAUGGAAAGGCUUUGGACUGCACCUUGGUCUCUGUCUUUCUCCAUGGCGAUGGCUUAAACUGGCACUGCAGACAGUAGUCUAUUGUCUUGGACACAAUAUGCGCAGUCGUGCUCACACUGGCUCUGGCAGACGUCACUACAGCUUUCCCCCUGAUGAGCCCUGCAUCCUGCCUGUACUGUUUGAGGUCCAGUAUACAGUCAUCUCGCAUUACUGUGUACUGGACUCACUGUGGAUGAAUGCACACAAUAUACAGCCAUAUUAAUAUUGUAUAACAUCAGCCUACUCUGUGUGUAAAAGUAGCUGACAACUAGAUUAGCAGCUCAAACACCAUUACGUGGUGUACAGGAGCCCUUAGUCACUGUGUGGACAUUCUUUGAGUUGUGAACAGGCAAAAACCAGUGUCUCUUGAGUAGCCCCUAAAGAUGAUAGAAGUGUUUCCAAACAAUGUAGACAAAGGUGGUGAUUAAGAAUAACAGUGAUGUCUUUUGGCCCUAAGCUAAAACCGUAAAGCUGAAGAGAUUUUACACCAAUGUGACAAAACU
This is a messenger RNA of Pelmatolapia mariae (spotted tilapia), 1942 nucleotides long. Its product is annotated as rho-related GTP-binding protein RhoA-D. Gene Ontology annotation, molecular function: GTP binding; protein kinase binding; GTPase activity. The record is from RefSeq and is a predicted model, not a curated record. Lineage: Eukaryota; Metazoa; Chordata; Actinopteri; Cichliformes; Cichlidae. Gene Ontology annotation, cellular component: dendritic spine; cytosol; cleavage furrow. The transcript is spliced from 5 exons. Gene Ontology annotation, biological process: Rho protein signal transduction; stress fiber assembly. The coding region runs from base 118 to 699 and encodes 193 amino acids.